Molecule: messenger RNA, 789 nt
Organism: Fulvia fulva
Lineage: Eukaryota; Fungi; Ascomycota; Dothideomycetes; Mycosphaerellales; Mycosphaerellaceae
Product: Cytochrome c oxidase assembly protein COX11, mitochondrial
Exons: 3
Coding region: 1-789 (262 amino acids)
Cellular component (GO): mitochondrial inner membrane
Molecular function (GO): copper ion binding
Source: RefSeq, a predicted model, not a curated record
AUGGCACCGCCGAAAUACCGAAGUCUACUGGAGCUCGCGAUUCAACGAUCGCAAUGGACGUGCUCGAAAUGUACUCAGACGAAUCGAUCGAUGCAAUGGCGAAAGCAGUUCUCCCGCAGUCUGCAAACAUCUUCAAAGGCACGAGAGGAACAGGCUCCCACAAUGGCACAGAUGAGGAAGCCGUUUGAGCAGAAGAAUAAGAAUACACUCUACUAUGCCAUAUCGAUCAUCCUUGGAACAGUUGCGCUCAGCUAUGGCAGCGUACCACUAUACAAAACGAUCUGUCAACAGACUGGCUGGGGAGGACAACCGAUCAAAUCCGCAGCGCACGCAGGGCCCGAGACCGAAGACGAUGUAGCCGCGAAGCUCACGCCCGUAACAUCCUCGAGACGACUUCGAAUCACGUUCGCUGGAUCUACAUCAGACAUCCUACCCUGGAAGUUCACGCCGCAGCAACGAGAAGUGAGAGUAUUGCCAGGAGAGACUGCAUUGGCGUUCUAUACAGCCACGAACCAAAGUAAAGAUGAGGACAUUAUUGGAGUCGCUACAUACAGUGUGACGCCUGCGCAGGUGGCGCCGUACUUUAGCAAGAUUCAGUGCUUUUGCUUUGAGGAGCAGCGGUUGAAUAAGGGUGAGACUGUGGAUAUGCCGGUAUUCUUCUAUAUCGACCCGGACUUCUUGAAGGAUCCUACGAUGAGGAAUAUUGAUACGAUUACGUUGAACUAUACCUUUUUCAAAGCAAGGUAUGACAAGGAUGGUCAUCUUGCUCCCGUACCAAUGCCUAACUAA